UGUGGCGGGCCCAAAAUGGCGACUGAGGUGGCUGAGGGGGUGGGUACCGCUGACGGGGAGAAGGAGGCCGCCGCCGACGCUGCUGAGCCUCCGAGCAACCCCAGCCGGGAGCAGCUCCUGGACUACAUCGUCGACGUUUCCUUGCGGAAGAUUGUGGAAACGGGCAGCUACCAUAGGUUUGCGAAGUGUUACAGUCGUCUUUACAAAGUGCAACCUGAACUCACCAAGUGUGUUUACAAUCAGUUUAUCGCCCACCUGCAAACCUCCUUUCGGGAGGAGAUCCAGGACCUGAAGGAAGAAGGGAAUCUCAGUGUGCUCUUUAAAUCACUAGAUGAACUUGUGGAAGAAGCAAAGAAAAGGAGUACCCCUGCAUGGCGUCCCAGUGGAAUCCCAGAGGAAGACGUCCACAGUGCUGUUGUGCCGUACCUUCUGAAGCAGCGCAGAUUCCUACAAAAGGCCAUAAAAGAAAAGGAAGAGGCGAACUCGCGGUUGGCUGAAGCAGUGCUGGCUGGUCGGAAGAGAAUUGCAGACCUGCAGGAGGAGAUCAGAAAGAGCAAGGAAGAGUGGCAGGCAGUUGCUCAAGAAGGUCAGCAGAUCGUGAGCAGCCUUGAUGAGCUUUAGCAAGGAAGCAAAGCCUUGCUGGCUCCUCACGAAUGGAGCCCCAACUGAAAAGGUGCUUUGGAAGACUAGGAUUCCCAGCCCAGGACUUGUAUAGGCUCUGAGGUAGAACCAACAGGGCUCACAAGUCUACUGCAGUGUGAGACUCACUGGUUUCCAAUUCUUGCAGAGUGUUGCUUUCACAAUCCUGCCGCUGGACUAUUAAAAAAAGUCUGCUGUGUGUUUGGGACCUAGACUAUAUGACCACACCCUGGACUGUGCAAGCCGGGGGGGGGUCUUUUUGCAGCUGCUUGACCCUUCCUUUUCCCUUGGUCAAGGUGCAUUUGAGCCCUUGAAAUCCUCAUCAGGAAACUGAGGCGGAGGUCACUUCCCACUGCAAUAUUCUCCCAGAUUUUAUUGCAUCUCAGUCAUUUUCUUUUCUUUCUGUAAGUUGCUUCCCUGCUUAUGUUCCUACUUAACACUUCUCAAAAACUCGCAUCUACAUCUUGUCCACAAUGAAGCUCAGCCACUGGUGAGUCAACGGUAAGGUUGCCACAAAACAGCCCAUGUUCACAGCAGAAUCAUUGGGGUGUUUGGGGGUGACCUAAGCAGCAGCACCUCCUCUUUCUUAGUUUGAAGGAAGCAAACAUUUGUUAAUUACUGAUGUAUAAAGCAAGUACAACCAAACCUCUCCUAUGAAAUACUCUGGGGGUGUGUGGGGGUGUGCAUGUAACUUUUGAAGCAGAUUAGAACUGCAUUAAAGUAUUGCUACAAUU
Molecule: messenger RNA, 1373 nt
Organism: Podarcis raffonei (Aeolian wall lizard)
Lineage: Eukaryota; Metazoa; Chordata; Lepidosauria; Squamata; Lacertidae
Gene: PMF1
Product: polyamine modulated factor 1
Exons: 5
Coding region: 16-621 (201 amino acids)
Biological process (GO): chromosome segregation
Cellular component (GO): MIS12/MIND type complex
Source: RefSeq, a predicted model, not a curated record